CAUGAAAAUGAGAAAGAGAAAAGAACAGAAAAAAGGAGAACGCCGAACGAAAAUAAAAAAAACGAAUCAAUAAAAAUGCACCCACGAGGCAAAGCUAUAGAGGAAGGAGAGGCGAAACACGAAUUGAGGGGGAUUCAAGUCGAAGCGGGAUAUGCUUACGAUGAACGUCGCGAAGAAGAAAAAGAUGAAAAGGAACGUUCGUUUUCGUUCUUCCGUCAGAAGAUUCGUGGAAAAGACCAUUGUGAUGAGGAGGAAAAAAAUUGUAGUGAAGGAGAAGUCUAUCAAGAGGGAAAGGCGGAAGGAGGGAAGGAAGGACAAGCUAGCGGAGAGGAGGGAAUUGACGAAGAGGAUGGAGCGAGAGAUGUGAAAAACAAAAAACGUGAUGAUAUUUUACAAGAGGCAGAAACAAAAGAGGAAGAAGAGGAUGAAGAUGAAGAUGAAGACGACGAGGAAGAGGCAGAAGCAGACUAUGUCGAGGAAGAGAAAAAAAAAGAAGGUGAAGUGGAAAAUGUAGAAGAGGAAGUCGGCGGAGAGAAAAAUGAGGGGGGAAAUGGUAAUGAUAAAAAAGAGAAAGAUGAGGAGGAGGAAGAAGAGGAAGAAGAGAACGAGGAUGAAGAGGAGGAGGAUGAAAAAGAGGAAGAAGAGAACGAGGAUGAAGAGGAAGAUGAUGAAAAAGAGGAAGAAGAGAACGAGGAUGAAGAGGAAGAUGAUGAAAAAGAGGACGAAGAGGAGGAGGAUGAAGAGGCAGAAGUCAAAGAGGACGAGGAAGAUGAAGAUGAAGCUGAAGACGGCGAGGAAGAGGCAGAAGCAUACUAUGUAGAGGAAGAGAAAAAAAAGAAGAAGGUGAAGUGGAAAAUGUUGAAGAGGAAGUCGGCGGAGAGAAAAAUGAGGGGGGAAAUGGUAAUGAUAAAAAAAAGAAAGAUGAGGAGGAGGAAGAAGAGGAAGAAGAGAACGAGGAUGAAGAGGAGGAAGAUGAAAAAGAGGAAGAAGAGGAGGAUGAAAACGCAGAAACAAAAGAGGACGAGGAAGAUGAAGAUGAAGUUGAAGACGACGAGGAAGAGGCAGAAGCAGACUAUGUAGAGGAAGAGGGGAAAAAAAAAGGUGCAGUGAAAAAUGUAGAAGAGGAAUUUGGCGGAGAGAAAAAUGAGGGGGGAAAUAGUAACAAUAAAAAAGAGAAAGAUGA
Chara braunii is the source of this 1183-nucleotide messenger RNA. Lineage: Eukaryota; Viridiplantae; Streptophyta; Charophyceae; Charales; Characeae. The record is from the annotation of a GenBank genome assembly.